This is a messenger RNA of Rotaria socialis, 1983 nucleotides long. NCBI's taxonomy places the organism in Eukaryota, Metazoa, Rotifera, Eurotatoria, Philodinida, Philodinidae. The record is from the annotation of a GenBank genome assembly.
AUGAUUAAUUUAACCAAACGCAUCAAGAAAUUAUUUGAAGGGUAUGAUCUAUCAAUGGAUGUCCGGGAGAGAAAAGGUUGUCAAACGGCUCUUAAUGAUCAACCAAUUGCCAAUAUAUCAGAUAAUGAAGAUGAUAAUGAUGAUGAAACUGCUAAUUCUGAUACACCACGUUUUGAAUUUGAUGCUUUAACAGCUAGUCGUCCAGCAUCGGGUACAAUUCCACGUGAUUUUAUUCAUCAACGUCAAUUUCAACCAAAUUGUCCACCACCAAAUAUAAAUCAAUAUUGUUUUAUUCCUCAACAACAAUUUCAACCAAAUCAUGCGACAACAGAUACAAUUCCACGUGAUUUUAUUUCUCAACAGCAAUUGCAUUUUGGUAAUACAACUAGUCUCCUGUACGGGUGCAACUUUUCAUACCCGGAGCCGGACCGAGUUAUUGAUUUAUUUCGUUUGAUUGUUAUUGUCGUAAUUGUUCUAAUGAGCUUUGGCGUAUCAAGACAAGCAAUUAAAUUUCCCAAUGAAGAUUGGAGUUGGCAUUCCGUUAAAAACAUAUUUCUUGAGCCUUAUUUUAUGAUUUAUGGUGAAGUAUAUGCCGAGGACAUCGAUCCACCAUGUAAUCGAACUGCCGAUCCAAGUGCGCCAGGUUGUCAAUUUGGACAUUUUAUAACUCCUAUUACUAUGACUGCAUUUCUACUUGUUUGUAAUAUACUUUUGCUUUCAAUGUUAAUGGCUCAAUUUACAUCAACAUUUAUGCGGCUAAGUCGAUUAUCCGAUCAGGUAUGGAAAUUUCAGCGAUAUCAUACAAUUCUUCAAUAUGAACAAAAACCAUUGUUAGCACCACCAUUAAUUAUUUUUUCUCAUAUAUUUCUUUUAAUAAAAACAAUUUAUCGUAUAUGUCGUCAUCGUAAACGAACAUUCUACCGUGGUUUAAAGUUAUUUUUAAGUGUAAAAGAAAUCGAAAAAUUGCGUGACUUCGAAGAAGAAUGCGUACAUGAAUAUCUUUUAGCUAAAGAAGAUAAAGAAAAAAGUACAGUUGAAGAACGCAUGUUAACAACAUCGGACAGAGUUUCACAUAUGUUAACACGCGUUGAAACACUCAAACGAAAUAGUGUUCAACAAACCAGUUGUUUUCAUAAUUUCGAUGAACGUUUACAACGCCUUGAAGAUAUGCAAACAUCAACGAUAGAAUUACUUAAUGUUCUCAUACAAAAAGUACAAACAUCAUCUCAUGAUCAAGCAACAUCCAUUGAAAAUAUUUCAACAAAAUCAUACGAUAAGGAAAACAAAGAAACAGACGAUGAUGAAAUGUUAACUUUUACAGCGGUAUCAUCACCGGAUGAUAUUAAAAUGCCCACAUCAUCUUUAUUAUCAUCGGGUGCUAGUCGUAUGAUUCAUUCAUCAAGUUUUUCAAAUCGAAAAGGAACAAAUCCUAUUCCAAUACCAGUUUCUGCUCCACCACAAAUCGUGGUUGGUUCAUAUACAGAAUUUCUAUCCAUGAAAAAUAUAGCUCCAACAACACUACCAACGAAUGAUGACCGUUUAGGUAUCGGACCAACAGCACUCAGUGCAUCAUCAUCAUCGAUCAAUGUUAUCGAUGAAAUAAACUAUCCAGGCUUAUAUGAAGCUGAAGAAACCGAACAUAAUAUAUUUGGAAAGCUAAUUAAAGACCGUUUUCGUAAAUUAUCAGAAGUAGUAGAAGAUAUUGAAAGAACAUUACCAAGACAUCAACAACGUCAAGAUGAGAAACGUGAUAAGUGUGAUAUGAUUGAUGAUGAUGAAACAUUAUCAACGAUGGAUUGGGUUGAUACAACUGGGCGUGUUGCAUAUAAUAGUGCACAUGUAUCACGUUUUGAUGUUAGUCAAGAUGAAGAUGGGCAACAUCUGAUGGCAACAGUUAUUCAACAUGUACAUGAAACAGACAAGGGUUCAGUACCUGAUGUAUUAAUUCACUCGCCCAACGAUGAAAAUACACAAUCAAUAUAA